Aureobasidium musti is the source of this 2067-nucleotide messenger RNA. Lineage: Eukaryota; Fungi; Ascomycota; Dothideomycetes; Dothideales; Saccotheciaceae. The record is from the annotation of a GenBank genome assembly.
AUGUCUAUUCGCAAACUCUCGACAGGCGUCUUCGCCUUGUCGACGCUGAUACAACAUGCUGUUGCUGUUCCUUCAGGUCCUGUCGUCUCUCUCAGGUUUCCUGAGGUGGUAGAAGCAGGUGGUAUGCACAAUAUUCACGUCGACUAUCAUUCAUCUCAUGACGGAGAGUUCACAAUUGUUUACGGCGACUGCAGCAUCAAGUCUACUGAAGAUGCUCAUCAUGUUCUCGGAAGCACUCAUAUUGGAAACCACAAUUUGGCAAAGCGUCAUCUGAACUGGCACGAACAGAGACCAACCCGUUUCGUCUGGCUGGCUCCUGAGGAUAUGUCUAGUGAUGGCUGCCUCCAUGCUUUCUCUGGGGAUGUUCUGCUGGGAAGAUCUGCCCCUGUCAGUGUUGGCCGCAGAAACAACAAGAGACAUCUCGCUGCCUCGGAAAUCAUGGAUGCUAUGGGGCCUUGGUUCGAUGGUGUCACAUAUCUCAAGGAAAAGGAGCCCGAGUCAGUGUUCGUUGCUCAAACCAAGAGCAAGUCUGUCGGCAUUCUAGGUGGUGGUAUGUCGGGCCUGAUGACGGCGCACAUUCUAGACUCUGUUGGUUUCCAUGACUGGCAGAUCAUCGAGGCUUCAUCGCGUAUCGGAGGUCGUGUGCAUACAUCUUACCUCAACGCUACCAAGCCUGACCAAUACCAAUACCAGGAGAUGGGUCCUAUGCGUUUCCCCGUCAGCCUUUCUAUGGACAAUGAGACCAUUGAGAUCAACGAUCAUAAGAUGGUCUUCCAGCUUGCCGACGAAUUAAACAAACAAAACCAACAUGACCCUGCCUAUGAAGUCAAGUUUAUUCCAUGGAUUCAGAGUGCUCUUAACGAUCCUUCCAGCACGACCAAGAGAAAGUCUGAUGGUACUGUUCCUGGCGUUGCGGAGGUUAAGGAGAAUCCAUCUCUCGCAGUCAACACCACUGCUACCUACAGCAAUGCAACUGCUGUAACUGAAGCAACCGAAGAGUAUGAGAAUUGGCUCGGCAUGGAUACCGAGAAGACUCGUCUUUACGCAACCAAUGUCUUCAAGGCACACAAGCAAGCCGUUGCCGAAGGCUUCCUGGACUUCUCUGAAUCUGGCUAUCUUCGUUACAAGAUGGGCCAGGACAACAACAUUACCGAUCAGAUCGACUCUGUGGCCGAUAACCUUCCAGCAUGGCCUUAUGAGGACGUGUACUUUGAAGCAACAGAAUGGCGCACAAUUGACCAAGGUCUGAGUCGUCUGCCUGCAGCCUUCGGUCCUCAAGUCCUGAACCGCACUCGCUUCCAAACUGCUGUACAGGCCAUGACCUGGAACGAGACUUCAGAGAAGAUGUCCGUCCACUCCCGUCCUGGAAAUCCCUUCGACAUGGAGACCGAGACCAUCGAUUUCGACUACACAAUUGUCGCAGUGCCAUUCUCAAAGGUUAGACUCUGGCGUCUGCCUGACUACUCAAGCCUACUCAGUCGCGCAAUCUCCAGACUAAACUACUCUCCCGCCUGUAAAGUUGCUCUUCACUACAAGACACGCUUCUGGGAACACCUACCUCGCCCUAUCAUCGGCGGCUGCGGAUCAGGCGGCGGCAUUGCAGGAAUCGGAAGUGUAUGCUACCCGUCCUACCAGCUCAACAGCAGCGGACCAGGCGUGAUUCUCGCCUCCUACCUCAGCGGCGACAUGGCCAAAUCACUCGGCGCCAUGACUGAAGAAGACCACGUCGCCUACGUCCAACGCGCCAUGAUCGAGAUCCACGGGCCCAUCGCAGCUGAACAAUACACCGGUGCCUACGACAGAAAGUGCUGGCUAAACGACGAAUACCAAGCCGGUGCUUGGGCCUCUCCCACCGCGUUACAGCAGGAUUUGUACUUGCCUGCGUAUUUCCAGACGGAAAAGCAUACGGUGUUUGUGGGUGAGCAUACGAGUUACACGCAUGCGUGGAUUUUCAGUGCGUUGGAGAGUGCGGUGAGAGGAACUACGCAGUUGCUCUUGGAUAUGGGGCUUGUAGAUGAGGCUAAGCAGGUUACUGAAUUUUGGAUGGCGAGGUGGAUUAGCAUGUAG